Messenger RNA from Triticum dicoccoides, 954 nucleotides. Its product is annotated as protein FIZZY-RELATED 2-like. Gene Ontology annotation, molecular function: ubiquitin ligase activator activity; anaphase-promoting complex binding; protein binding. Lineage: Eukaryota; Viridiplantae; Streptophyta; Magnoliopsida; Poales; Poaceae. The transcript has 6 exons. Gene Ontology annotation, biological process: positive regulation of ubiquitin protein ligase activity; positive regulation of anaphase-promoting complex-dependent catabolic process; anaphase-promoting complex-dependent catabolic process. The record is from RefSeq and is a predicted model, not a curated record. Gene Ontology annotation, cellular component: anaphase-promoting complex. The coding region runs from base 1 to 954 and encodes 317 amino acids.
AUGGCUGAAGAACGGGACUCUUUGUAUGCCCAGUCACAACAGAUACAGGCGCAGAAUUAUCAGCUCAUGCUGGAUCGGACCGCAUCAGAGGAUUGCGCCAUCUACAGCGACCGCUUCAUCCCCAGCCGCACCGGAUCCAACCUCGCGCUCUUCGACCUCGCCCCGCCCCCCUCCUCCUCUGCCUCCGGAUCUGCCGCUCCCCCCUCACCCUACUGCGCGCUCCUCCGCGCGGCGCUCUUUGGGCCCGACACGCCCGACCGCCUCGCCUCCUCCGCCGGGGCCUCCUCCUCCUCCGCGGCCUCCCCCGUCGGCUCCCCCGCCGGCGGCAACAUAUUCCGCUUCAAGGCCGAGGUGCAGAGGAACGCCAAGCGGGCGCUCUUCGCCGGCAGGGACGACCAGGACCUGCUCUUCCCCGGCAUCUUCACCCCCAAGGGCUCCGGCCCCAGGAAGAUCCCUAGGUCGCCCUACAAGGUGCUGGAUGCGCCCGCAUUGCAGGACGACUUCUACCUCAACCUCGUGGAUUGGUCUUCGCACAAUGUCCUCUCGGUCGGAUUGGGGAAUUGCGUCUACCUGUGGAAUGCAUGCAGCAGCAAGGUCACCAAGCUCUGCGAUUUGGGGGCGGACGACACCCUUUGUUUCGUGAGUUGGGCGCAGCGUGGCACCCACCUGGCUGUAGGGACUAACCAAGGCACCGUCCAGAUAUGGGAUGCAACACGAUGUAAAAGAAUGAGAACCAUGGAAAGCCAUCGCAUGCGAGUAGGUGCUCUUGCAUGGAACUCUUCAUUGCUUUCUUCUGGCAGUCGUGACAAGAACAUCCUUCAUCAUGAUUUACACGGCCUUCUUGCAUCUGGUGGUGGAACUGCAGAUAGGUGCAUAAGAUUUUGGAAUACGACCACAAAUACACACUUGAGUUCCAUGGAUACAGGGAGUCAGUAUAAUCAUAUCUACUCUUAA